AUGAGCAACUCUAAGCUGCGGGUAGAUGUCGUCAGCGCCUAUGAUCUUUUGCCUACAGAUGGGAAAGGCUCAUCCAAUGCCUUUGUGGAGCUUAACUUUGAUGGUCAAAGGCUCCUUACCACCACUAUAGAAAAGAAUCUUAAUCCAGAUUGGAAUGAAAGCUUCUGCUUCAACAUUUUUGAUCCUUUGAAUUAUCACAACCUUACUCUCGAUGCAUGUGUCUACAGUAGUGCCACAGCUACCUCCUCAAGAUCGUUUAUUGGAAAGAUUAGUCUUACUGGGAAUUUAUUUUGCUCUUAUUCUGAUGCUGCUGUUACGCAUUACCCUUUGAAUAAAAAGCGUCGCCUCUCAUGGUCUUCUGUAAGAGGAGAGCUCGGCCUAAAGGUUUAUGUUACUGAUGACCCAUCAAUUAGGCCCUCCACCCCAAUUGCUGUUGUUGGAGCCCUAGGUACUAUGGAUCCAAGCGUAGCUCAUGGAUCGAAUCAAGGAGUUUCAAAUCCCGUGACGAACACUUCUCCAAAUGCAGAAGUUGAGAUACCACGUCUCCGUAAUCCAAGUCAUGGCCACCAACUUUUGCUGGAGUAUGCUCCUGCUGAUGGGACUGCCAGCGGCGCUAUUGUGGAAGCUGGGACAAGGCACAACUUUCCUCAAAUUCCUAAUCCAAGCCAACUUCUGCUGGGGUAUUCUCCUGCUGAUGAGACUGCUAGCACCGCUAUUGUGGAAGCUGAGAGAGGGCGCACCUUUCGUCAUGCUUCUACUCCAAGUCAUAACAGCCAACAUUCACGUAUGAGGGAUGUUGCUGCUGAUGAGAAUUCAAGCAUCGAUGAUGAGGGAUUUAGGACAAGGUCCAACUCUCUUCAUAGUUCUAAUCCAAGUCACGGCAGCCAACAUUCCCGUAUGGGGGAUGCUGAUGAUGAUGAGAAUGCAAGCUCCUUUAAUGCGGAAACUGAGACAAGGCGCACCUCUCAACGUAUUUCUAAUCCAAGUAGUAACAGCAGCCAACAUUCGAAUAUGAGGGAUGCUGCUGUUGAUGAGACUGCAAGCACCUCUAAUACAGAAGCUGAGACGGGGGCAUACCUCUCAACAUAG
Messenger RNA from Prunus armeniaca (apricot), 1089 nucleotides. NCBI's taxonomy places the organism in Eukaryota, Viridiplantae, Streptophyta, Magnoliopsida, Rosales, Rosaceae. The record is from the annotation of a GenBank genome assembly.